CGUUUGAAUGGCAACUUAGCUCCAUCGGCUUAUUCCUUUCUUUUCAAUUUGUCAAAUCAAUUGAACGUCGGAUUAAGAAAAAGUGUUUUAAUUAGUGGAAAAGGUUAAAAUAUCUGUUGAAAUCAAGUGAACUCCACAAUUAUGAGUGAAACUAUCAACACUAGUACACAGUUUCCGCAAUUUGAAAAGCCAACAGUGCAAUUCAAUGAAAAUGGCUGGGGCCCAUGUGAACUACCGGAAACUUUUCGUGAUAUGCCAUACCAGCCGUUUAGUAAGAGCGAUCGUUUAGGAAAGAUUUGUGAUUGGACCAGUAGCUCCAAUAACGAAAAGAAGUACCAAAAUAAGUACGCUUCAUCCUUUGGUACCGGAAGCCAAUAUGCUUAUUACCAUGAAGAGGAUGAAACUACUUUCCAUUUGGUAGAUACCGCACGCGUGCAGAAGCCGCCACAUCAACGUGGACGUUUCCGUUCGAACAUGCGUAACAACAGGUCAGCGCGUGGUCGCAAUCAACGCGGCGGCAUGAAUUCUGGUAUGACCACUUUGGGUGGUAAAAAUGUCAAGGCCCGGGAUCCUCGACGUGGUAUGGGCAAGAAGUUUGGGUCACGUGGUGUGCCACCUAAGAUACGUGAGUCGUCGGUUGCUGUACGCUCAGAUUGGACAUCGAUUGAGGAAAUGGACUUCCCACGGUUAAUGAAGUUAUCUUUGCCUAAUAUCAAAGAGGGUGAGGAUAUAAUCACCUGUGGUACACUCGAGUACUAUGACAAGACCUACGAUCGUAUCAAUGUUAAAAAUGAAAAGCCGUUGCAGAAAAUUGACCGCAUUGUUCACACUGUCACCACCACCGACGAUCCUGUAAUCCGUCGUUUAUCCAAAACUGUGGGUAAUGUGUUUGCUACUGACGCCAUUUUGGCGACCAUCAUGUGUUCAACACGUUCAAAUUACUCGUGGGAUAUUGUAAUUGAAAAGUUUGGUGAUAAAAUCUUCAUGGAUAAACGCGACAAUACUGAAUUCGAUUUGCUGACGGUUAAUGAGACAUCAGUGGAGCCACCAACUGACGAUGAUAGCUCACCCAAUUCACCACGUAAUUUGGCAAUUGAAGCUACAUUCAUAAACCACAAUUUCAGCCAGCAAGUAUUGAAAACCGGCGAAAAGGAACCCAAGUAUAAGUUUCAGGAGGCAAAUCCAUUUAUUACUGAAGAUGAAGAUGUGGAAGUUGCAAGUGUUGGUUAUCGCUAUAAGAAAUGGAAUUUGGGUAGCGAUAUUGUUUUAGUGGCUCGUUGUGAACACGACGGUGUGCUGCAGUCACCAAAUGGUGAACCACAAUUUUUAUCGAUUAAGGCGCUAAACGAAUGGGAUUCGAAGUUAGCGAAUGGUGUUGAAUGGCGUCAGAAAUUAGAUACCCAAAGAGGUGCUGUAUUGGCGAACGAGUUGCGCAACAAUGCCUGCAAACUGGCCAAAUGGACUGUACAAGCUGCGCUUGCCGGCUCCGAUCAGUUGAAACUAGGUUAUGUUUCACGAAGCAAUCCACGCGAUCCCUCUAAACAUGUUAUACUUGGAACACAGCAAUUCAAACCACAUGAGUUCGCAACCCAAAUUAAUUUAAGUAUGGAUAACGCUUGGGGAGUGCUGCGUUGCAUCAUCGAUAUCGUGAUGAAACAAAAGGAUGGCAAAUAUCUGAUUAUGAAGGAUCCCAACAAGCCAAUGAUUCGCUUGUACGAUAUUCCAGACAAUACGUUCGAUAGCGAUGAUUCCGAUGACGGCGAGGGAGAUGAUGGUGAAGCUUUUCAACCAGUUUAUACAUACGGAAACAAUAAAAGGAUUUAAAUUUAAAGCACAACAAAAGUAAAUUAAGUGUAUGUGUAUGUAGUGGAUGUGUGCGAUUCAAUUGUUAGUUCCUUGAUAAGAGAAAAGCCAGCAUCUAGAUUGCAACACACGCAUUUUUUAUAUAAAAUUAUAAUAUUCAAACUAUCUUGUUAACCGUAGUUAUUUAUAACAGCUAAAAACAACUCGUACAUAACCAUUUUGGAUAACUCAAAUAGCACAGAUUUGAAAAACAACAAAGGUAUAUUAAUCAACUAUUAUAUCCAUGCCGCAGAAAAUAAGAAAUAAUCGCCUAUUUUUAGUACUAUUAGAUAUUUGGAAUAAAACAAAUGAACAACGCAGAAGAUAGGCGU
This is a messenger RNA of Rhagoletis zephyria (snowberry fruit fly), 2174 nucleotides long. RefSeq names its product eukaryotic translation initiation factor 3 subunit d1 (gene eIF3d1). Gene Ontology annotation, cellular component: cytoplasm; eukaryotic translation initiation factor 3 complex. Gene Ontology annotation, molecular function: translation initiation factor activity. Gene Ontology annotation, biological process: translational initiation. Lineage: Eukaryota; Metazoa; Arthropoda; Insecta; Diptera; Tephritidae. The record is from RefSeq and is a predicted model, not a curated record.